UUGUCCGUGCGCCAAGAGAGACGGAUCUCAGGCCUGUUGGAUCCCUUUUGGAAUGCGGCAUGUGCCAGGACAUUUCACGCCGUUUCCUUAGCGGUCGGUCCAUGGUUAGAGACAGGUUGACCCAGACCUCCUGACCUCUAAGGGAUGUUCUCCAGAGCGCCUCUCGGUGGACAGGAUGGGCAUUUCACCGGCACCUCCCCCCGUCACCAGUCCCCCAAGAGGAAGGAGCUGCCCAAGCAGAGAUCCCAUAGCCCUAAGGUGGACCGGGACACUUGGGGGAAGCUGCAGUCCCUGGCGGAACCGGGGAGCCACGAGCCUCCUCGCCACCAGACUUCGCUCGAGAUCAAACCAACCAAUCAGACGUCGUUCACCUGUGGACCUCUAAAGAGAGACCCAUCGGCAGGGCUCCAGGGGUUCCCCAGCUGCCAAGGUCAUAAAGGGCGUCUUGGCCCACCCGUAUUAGGGUUUCUUGAGCUGAGUCGAGGCGGUCCACUGAAGGCCCCUUGUACCGUUCACGUGGACCCCUCCACCCCCGAUCCCCCGGACCUCACCCCGUCGGGGGAAACUAGCAGCUCUGACUGCCAAGAUGGCAUCGGAGUGGUGGAGGACAACAUACCCAGGAAUGAAGAAGAAGACGAGGAGGAGGGAGAUGAUGAAGGAGAAGGUGAAGGCUCCGACAACAUAGUACACCACAUCCUGAAGGAACUGAGAGGCAUCAACAAAAUCCAGGAGGAAAUCUCGGACCUGAGGGACUAUCUGACAUCGGUGCGGGGGUCGGUGGACGAGGUGUCCUGCUGUGUGGACGCCGUGCUCAGCGAGAUAGGGGAGCUGUACUCGGGCGGCGCAGCUGAACCGGAGCCCAAACCCCUUCUCUCCAAGACGGCGAGAGUCAGAAGAGGCAGCCUCGGCAGACAGAACGCCAUCGAAACCCCCCAAUGCACCGCCAUCAGUCCUCUCUUGAACCGCUGUGAGUGGGGCAAAGAAGCCGGACUCGUACCCACCCACAGAUCUCCUAAACAGUUGAGAGAAAGCCUGAGCCCUCGUAGGGCAAAGCAACCGGAGCCCAAUGGCUCAGGUCACAGCCCAAGGAAUCAACCUUCUGUUCCCGGGGCGGCCGACCUGUGUUGCCUGGAGCAUCAUUGUGGCCACCACUACCUGAGCACCAGCUCCCUGUCCUCGUGCCACAGCUCCGUCUGUCAACAAAGGAGCGACCGAUUCCAGCCAGCCGCCGAUCGACUCUACGAUGGCUGGGACUCUGUUGUCAGGAAACCAAGUGUGCGGCGUGGCGAAGGGGCGUGGAACGAGGAGGACAUGUUUUCGUGCACUAACAGCGGGGACUGCUCGGAGAUGUGGGACAGAUGGACGACAGAGACCCAGAGCAGCAAUGCUGGUCAAUCGUCCCACAGCAGCUCAGAGCAUCCUUCGCUGUUGUUCAGCCAACAUUACAACUCCCCCGCCGGCUCCUCUGUUUACCUGGGCUGGAGGCCCCAGGGCGAAGACACCAACCUGGAGUGCGACUGUGCAGCCAACUGCCUGUUCUCGCGGAGCUCCGGGUACCACACCAUGGGCGCGUUCGCGGAUGACCGGAGCCUCGGCGCCUUCAGGAGCCUGAGCUGUUCGACCCUGCUGCUCACGGACUGCGACGAGAGCUACCUGGAGAGGGACUCGCCCCGGGGCACCUGCCACUCCUCGGCCCGCACCCUGGCUCGUUCUGCCGAGAGCCUGGACAGGGAGUGGACCUAUGACUGCUUCGUGCCCAGGGACAGUGGUGUCCCUGUUGAGCUGAAGUCGGGCGGCCAGCGCUCUUUAGACGGUCUGGAGAACGCGACGGAGACCCUCGCCGCUGCUAGCUUCGACAUCAUGACUUUGAGCAAGGCAGUGCUCACGUUCAAGUCGGCUUUCAAAGGGGCUUUCAAAAAGAUGGACGGAACCGACUCAGAAUUUGACAUCGAUGUCACUGGGUUUGUGCCUGAGGCAGCUCCCUCUCCAGGGAGUGCAUCCCCUGAACUCCAUGGGGUUGAUGUGUUCCCAUCCCAGAAUGCAAAGGGAAAGAGUAAUCCACCCCAGAACCCUACUGAGCAAGACGCUCCAGCAAGGGGAUUUGGCGAGCUGUCAGAUUAUUUGCACUGUGGUCAAACAAUUGAGAAUUCAAGCAGUUCUCCUCAAAAAUCCCCCAAUGAAGCGACUCUCCCCGCCGGUCCCCUAAUCCAGCGUCACUCCAUCGAGCUCUCGCAGAGUACAGCAGAGGUCCCGACCUGUGACGGGGACGGAGAGGCGUCUGUCAAGGAUCCCACCCUGGACACAAGCUCAAACGACAAGGAUGGCAGCCUUGUGGUGGGACCAGCAGUAUCUCAGGGGCUGGGUCGGAGUGGGUCAGGUUUGAUCCCCAUAGAGGAAGACUGUGCCAUGGACGAGAAGGAGCACAAAAGGCCCGAGGAUGUUGGCCAUAGAGAACGCAUCGCCAACUUCCAGCGUAUUCUAAGGGAAAAGAGGCAGACCCAAAGACUGUCCCGGUGUUAUACUGGGUCGCAUGGCUCACAUGGCUCACAGGGGUCCCAAGGGUCCUAUUCUCUGGAGGAUUUUAACCAAGGUACUAACCUACAGAGAUUUCCCUUACGUCACAGUAGUUACGUUCAUUCAACUUAGUCGCAAUGUGUAAAGUCGCAA
Gadus morhua (Atlantic cod) is the source of this 2667-nucleotide messenger RNA. RefSeq lists its product as uncharacterized. The transcript has a single exon. Lineage: Eukaryota; Metazoa; Chordata; Actinopteri; Gadiformes; Gadidae. Bases 145 to 2646 code for a protein of 833 amino acids. The record is from RefSeq and is a predicted model, not a curated record.